AUGCCUCGAAAUCGAAAUAAACUGGUGGCUGGCUUUCAAUGGCUCAUGAAGCGCCAUGGAAAACAGGCUAAACAGCUGAUUCUCGAUAUUGUCGAUUUCCCGGUGAAGGUGGUGGUUGCUCCGUUCACGCUCGCCAUCGACAUCGCCGGCUCCGCCCCUCGCGGUUUUGGCAUCCCGGAAUUCAUCUCCAAAAUAUCUCUCUCUGCCGUUUUUGCCAUUGCUACGUUUGGUACUUAUGAUAUUGCGUUCGAACUGGGGAAGAAGGUUUUGUGCCAGAGGAAUUGUCGUACUUGCAGUGGAUGGCAGGCCAUGCAAUGCACAAUGUGCAGAGGCUCAGGACAGGUGCAGUACCAGGUGAAAAAUUAUGCUUUGAGAAGUGGAGAGAAGGCAACAGCUUCAAACAUUGCUGAUGCAAUUGCUGAAAACCGAGCUGAGCUAGUCCACCUUCCUUCAAGUGUUGACCUUCAUGUACCUUUGCCAUCUAAACAAUGCCCAGACUGUGAUGGAUCAGGGGUGAUGAGAUGUCCUGAAUGCAAAGGAAAGUUACCUUUUAGGAUAUCUGCAGAUGAUAUAAUGGAGCCUCCUUGGAAAGCUCUUAACAUCAUGCGUCAAAUGGACUAUCCUUAUGAGCAUGUAGUUCACAGCAUGAAGGACCCAAGCAUUGCUGCAUUUUGGUUGAUAACCUUCCCCCAGAUAGUUGGAGGUGUUGAUUAUGAUGAUGAAGUGAAGCAGAAAAUUUGGUGGCAGUACAAGGAAAAUAUGCGAUAUGACCAACUACGUGAUGAAGUUGCCCAGCGGAAGCCUGGGUGGGAGUAUCUGCAACAGGCUCUAAUCUCCAUUGAUCCCGACCGUGCGCGGGAUGAUCCUGUCAUUGUGAAAAACAUUCCGUUUUACAGGGCCAAGAAAACUUUGGAGGCUGAAGUAAUGAAGCUUAAUCCUCCUCCAAGGCCUCGAAAUUGGGGGGAUUUGGAUCUUCCAAUUGAUGAAUCUUCUUGGAACGAGGAAGACCUUAAAGAUCCAAAGAAGCUACAUGAGAUGACAAUUCUUCUUAAUGCCCAAAGAGAAAUUGCUGACAAAAUUUUGGACGCACAGUGGGAAACAAAAUGGCGCGAAGAGAAGUUAAACGAGAUGCUGAAAGAGACAGUUGAGCCCUACUUGCAAAACAUCAACAAUGUCCUGCCUCAGCCUAUCGUAUUGCCAUCCCAGAAUAAUCGCGACCAUAAGAAAAAUGAGCGCAGCUGGCGAUGGUGGCCGUUCUAG
This is a messenger RNA of Striga hermonthica, 1260 nucleotides long. NCBI's taxonomy places the organism in Eukaryota, Viridiplantae, Streptophyta, Magnoliopsida, Lamiales, Orobanchaceae. The record is from the annotation of a GenBank genome assembly.